AUGUACAAUAUUUAACUCAAAAAUAAAAAAUAUUUCUAAAAAAGUGUAAAAAGGGAGGGGUUACCUUUAAUUUUCUCUCACGGUACGCAACAGAAUUUGAUAAUAUAUAUACCACUAGAUAGAGGAAGUCUUCCUCUACAAACCUACAUAUAUCCCGUUCUGGGGUCAAAAAUUACCAUGAAAGUCAAAGUCACCUUUGUAUCAAUCAAUUCUACGAUGUGUCUUUCUUUUAUUUUUAGUCGAUACAUUAGUUCCUUGUGAAAAUAAUAAUGCACAACAAAAGCAAGAACAAAUUUUCCCUAAUGCAGAUGGACCACAAACACAGUCAAAUAGUGAUAAAAAAUGUUAUGAUGAACGUUUUCAUCCUGUUUUCACUUAUCCAUCAAAACUACCGGUAGUGUCUGAAUCUGAUCAUCUUCACGCAAUACUAUCUAUUAACAAAACAGAAGCAAGUGAUAAACCUAGUUUUCAAUAUGAUUCAGGUAGACGACAAACAUUUGUUGUUCAAAGUAUCGAUCCCAGAGUAUAUCUUGUGCUAAUUUAUGCUGGUCUGCGUCAAGAACGUGAUACAAAUGUAACAAGUUUUAUGAAUGAUAUAGUCACAUGUUUACGCGGUACAAAACUUUUGCUACAAUUAAAAAGUCCUCCAAAGUAG
This is a messenger RNA of Didymodactylos carnosus, 655 nucleotides long. Lineage: Eukaryota; Metazoa; Rotifera; Eurotatoria; Philodinida; Philodinidae. The record is from the annotation of a GenBank genome assembly.